This is a messenger RNA of Phragmites australis (common reed), 1148 nucleotides long. RefSeq lists its product as uncharacterized. The record is from RefSeq and is a predicted model, not a curated record. NCBI's taxonomy places the organism in Eukaryota, Viridiplantae, Streptophyta, Magnoliopsida, Poales, Poaceae. The transcript is spliced from 5 exons. The coding region runs from base 133 to 1065 and encodes 310 amino acids.
CCAAGAAAACCGCAGGUGCACAGCCGCUGUGCCCAAUUCCAAUCGUCCCCUCCCCACAACUAACCUUCCCCUCCCCCACCGCCGGCGCCCGGCGAUCGCCGGCAUCAGAGCGAUGGAUCUCCGGUCCACGUGAUGGAUCCUCCAGCGCCCUCGCCGCGGGCCGCCGCCGGCGAAGGGGCGGAUCCAGCGGAGAGGAGCCAGCGGCGGCCCAGGUCCGCCGUCCGCGGCGCCCUCGGGGUGGUCUUCACCAUCGCGGCGUCAUUCCUCUUCUCCUUCCUCGUCGGGAUCGCCGGGCUCGCGCUCGGCGGCCUUUCCUCUACUGCCUCCGUCUCCAUGCCCUCCACCUGCCGCAUCCUCUCCACCGCUGUUGAUCUUAGGUCAUCAAAAGUUUGCGAGCUUGGAUUGUUGAAAUAUAGAGCUAAGCAUAUCUUUUACCCAUCGAGUAAUAGGAGAUUCCGCUGCCAUGAUGAUUACUACUGGACUUCAAUUUUCCAGGUUGAAUACACAGAAUAUUUUUCUGGCCAAAUAUCUUAUGCAGUGGCAGAGUCCCCGAAAGAGGCUCUUCCUUACAAUUGCCGACCUGAUUUUUGUGUUGCAUGGUCAACAACAUUGAAGUUCAAGGUCAAUGAAUCGUACAGCUGCAGAUAUACACUAGGCAGUAACAAAGCUGAUAUUCACUCGGACAAACUAUUCAAUUGUACCGCCGAGGAACCUUCAACAAGGGAGAUGCUCAAAAGGAUACUUAUACUGUUUUCAGAGUCAUAUAUGUCAGAAGAUUUCAGUUCAGAACGAAUGCUUGGAUAUGUAGCAGCAGGUGUUGUGCUUGGCAUGUUGAGUUCUAUGUUCAUCACCAUCUUAUUGAGAAGCUUCUAUGGAUUGCUCCUUGCUGCCGCCAGGUGGGCUGUAAGGAAGCAUAGCAUCAGAGUAUUUGCUGGUCGGGUUAAGCGUGCCUGUCUUCUUGUUGCAUAUGUAUCUGCUGUUGGCUGGAUUACUUUGCAGUACAGCAAAUUUAUCGGAUUGAAAGAACUCUUGUUGGAUUCUGAACUCUUGGAGAGGUUCUUUUAAACUGUAGAUGAAUGUGACAGUGUAUAUUGUACCUGUAACACCAGCCGAUUCUUGUGGAAGAGAUCUUUUCGUUUGAUCUGAAA